Messenger RNA from Hyalella azteca, 4306 nucleotides. RefSeq names its product alpha-mannosidase 2 (gene alpha-Man-IIa). Gene Ontology annotation, biological process: N-glycan processing; mannose metabolic process; protein deglycosylation. The record is from RefSeq and is a predicted model, not a curated record. NCBI's taxonomy places the organism in Eukaryota, Metazoa, Arthropoda, Malacostraca, Amphipoda, Hyalellidae. The coding region runs from base 148 to 3642 and encodes 1164 amino acids. The transcript has 23 exons. Gene Ontology annotation, cellular component: Golgi membrane. Gene Ontology annotation, molecular function: alpha-mannosidase activity; carbohydrate binding.
AGAUCAGAUUAGUUAUAUAUAGCUUAAGUAUUUGACAUUAUUUGGUUAUAAAUCAAUGCUGCUAUCUUAGCCUAAAUAAUGAGAGUGGAACAAAUUAUUCUGCUUUUAUGAUUCAAGAUUCCCAAACUUUUUCCUCAGAACUUCAUCAUGAGGUUCAAAGCUUCAAUUGUGUUUGGUGCAGCUAUUGCAAUAGCCACUCUAAUUCUACUCUAUCAAAUUGUAAGCCUUCCACCAGACAAUAACUCUGCAGUCCCACACCAGCUCCAGGGCUUUGAUUCUUUGGAGUCACGAAUCAAGAAGUUGGAGCAGGAUAUUGCCAUAAACCACAAUACAAUUAAUGAAAUCCAUGGCCUUAUGAAGAAGAUCAAUGGUCCAAAUUCCGCAGCAGCCCCUGGGCCAGACUCAGCAUAUUUACUCCCUAAACUGAAUAGACCUGUAGCUGGAACUGACAGUGGUGCAACAUUCACCCAAGAAGCUGCCAUUCAGUUCAACACAUCUGUGGCCAAACUGCAGGAAGCUGAUUGCUCUUUCGCCCAAUCACCAUCUUCAGCAGUUGAUAUUUUGAUGGAAGAUGUAUACAAGUCCCUGCCAUUUGAAAAUCCUGAUGGCGGGGCAUGGAAGCAGGGCUGGGACGUGACGUAUGACCGCAGCCAGUGGACUCCUGAGAAGCCUUUGAAAGUAUUUGUAGUUCCUCACUCUCAUUGCGACCCAGGUUGGAUCAAGACUUUUGAGCGCUAUUAUUCUGACCAAGUAUCUCACAUUCUGGACAACAUGGCUCGUAAGCUACCUGAAGACAGUCGCCGCCGCUUCAUUUGGGCAGAAAUCUCAUUCUUCUCUAUGUGGUGGGAGCGUCAAACACCAACUGUUCAAAAUACUGUUAGAAAACUCGUAGCACAAGGGCAGCUGGAGAUAGUGACUGGUGGCUGGGUCAUGCCUGAUGAAGCCGUCACCCACUACUGGUCCAUCAUAGACCAGCUCAUCACUGGCCAUGAGUGGCUCCGUACUCACCUCAACGUCCGACCAAAUAAUGGCUGGUCCAUCGAUCCUUUUGGGGUGAGUCCUACACUAGCCUACAUCUUGAAGCGGUCUGGGCUGGAGAACAUGCUGGUGCAGCGCACUCACUACGCAAUAAAGAAGCAUUUUGCCACCAACAAAAACCUGGAGUUCCGCUGGAGACAGUCUUGGGAUCCUGAGUCGAGUACAGAGAUUCUGUGCCACAUGAUGCCGUUCUACAGCUACGACAUCCCACACACCUGCGGCCCUGACCCUAAAGUGUGCUGUCAGUUCGACUUCAAGCGCCUGCCAGGCUCACGUGUCACUUGUCCUUGGCGUAUUCCUCCUCAGCCCAUCACGCCACAUAAUGUGCAGUCCAGGGCGGAGAUGUUGCUGGACCAGUACCGUAAGAAGGCUCAGCUGUACCGCACCAACGUUCUGCUGGUGGUGCUGGGGGACGACUUCCGCUAUGACACCAGCGACGAGUGGGACGCGCAGUUCACCAACUAUCAGCGGCUCUUUGACCACAUGAACGCUCACUCUGACUAUAAUGUUCAGGCACAAUUCGGGACGCUGUCUGAGUAUUUCCACGCCCUACGUGAAGAAAGUCGCAGCACCCAACAGCAACAGCAGCAGGGCAGCGCUGGGGAGGACGAAGAGGCGCUUUUCCCAUCUUUUGCUGGGGACUUUUUCAGUUAUGCAGACAAAGACGACAACUAUUGGACUGGCUACUUCACCUCACGGCCUUACUACAAGGCUAGAAGUCGCAUGCUAGCUGCCAAGAUCAGGGCUGCCGAGAUCUUGUUCAGCAUGGCUGUGGGUAGCAGCGAUACUGUGGUGGUGGGCAGCGUGGCAGAGCGCCUGCAGGCGCAGCUCAUCGAGGCUCACAAAGCUUUGGGUCUUUUCCAGCACCACGACGGCAUCACCGGCACCAGCAAAGACCAUGUGGUGCUCGACUAUGCCAACAUCUUACUGAACGGCAUCCAGACGAGUGAACACGUCAUGCAAUACGUCGCUCACACGCUGCUCUCCCCCGACCGCGAGGCGCCAGCUCCUGACGCCGUGCUGCUGGAGGUGUCAGAGAAGCACGAGGGCGCCAGCGCUGUCAGCACGCCCCGAGUGCUGACACUGGAGGGGCGGGGUAGGGGAGGUGUGGUUGUCUUCAACCCACACCCUCACACCUACCGGGGACUCGUGACCAUCAGGGUCAACACUCACCUGCUGAAGGUGGUGACGGCGUCCAACGAGCCUGUACUGUGCCAGGUGGACCCCGUGCUGGAUGGGCUCAUGGCUGGGGAGGCGUUCGACGUGAGCUUCCCCGUGACCCUCGCCCCGCUUUCCCUCACGCGCUUCUUCCUCACCAGACACGAACAAGUCGAUCGCAGAUUCGUGAAGUACUCGACAGUGACGGUGAGGAAUGAGCUGCCUCCGUCCCUACCUUCUGCCUUCAGCACGGCCAGCGUCUCUUCAUUACAGCUGACGAUGAAGUGCGGCACCACGCGAGUGUCCAUCAACGAGAAGGGCCUCAUGGAGUCCAUCACGAGGGACGGCCAUCAGCAGUCUCUGUCCAUUCAAUUCGUUCGUUAUAAUGCCCGGUCCGAGCGCGAGACCAGCGGUCCGUACCUGUUCCUUCCCGCAGGCCCAGCAGAGGAGCUGGCCAUAUCUUCUCCCCCAACCCUGCUGGUGCAGGGGCCUCUGAGAGCUGUCCUCACUGCCAAGCUCCCUCUUCUCGCGCACAACCUCAUCUUAGAGAACUCUCCUGGAUUGGCGAGCGAUGUGCUCACGGUGCGUAACUUGGUGAACAUCCGCAGCACCAAGAACUAUGAGCUGGCCAUGAGACUUGUGUCUGAUGUGGACAACGGGGAAACGUUCUUCACAGACCUCAACGGUUUUCAGAUUGUGCGUCGUGUGCGGGAGUCGAAGCUGACCCUGCAGGGCAAUUACUACCCCAUCGCCAGCCAAGCUUUUAUUCAGGACAGCCACAAGCGCCUUACCAUCUUGACGGGUCAACCGCAUGGAGGAAGCUCGCUCGCGCCCGGCCAACUUGAGGUGAUGCAGGACCGUCGCCUCAUGCAGGACGACUUCCGCGGGGCGGAGCAAGGCGUCACCGACAACGUCAUCACCCCUAACGUCUUCCGCAUCUUGCUUGAGCGUCGGGACUCUGUGCCCGGAGCUGCAGGGGCUGUGUCGCGUAACAGCUUCCCAUCGCUGCUGGCAGAGCGCGCCCUGCAGGAGCUGCUCUUCCCGCCCGUCUCUCUCCUGAACACCGCUGAGUCGAGCGGCCUGAAGCAGACGUGGGUCGGUGGUGUGCGAGACGUGGCCUGCGACGUGCAGCUGGUGAGUCUACACUCCAUACGCGGCCACGUGGGCGGGGGAGCCGCUGCUGGGGCCGCUGCAGCUCUCACCCUCCGUCGUGCUGCCUUCGACUGCUCCUUCCCUCCACCCCGUGCUGACUGCAGUACUAAUGGUGGCAAGGUGCAGCUGAGCGAAGUGUUGGGUUCAUCGUUCAGCGAAGAAGUCCGGCAGUCAACUCUGUCUCACCUCUACGCGGGCGUCAACAUCACUAAAUCUUUUGUGCUCACCCUUCAGCCUAUGGAACUUUACACCUUCCUGCUCGCAUCGCCUCCCAGAACUCCGGCCCUCCCUUAGAACCGCCCUCAGAACUCCGGCUCUCCCUUAGAACCUCCCUCAGAACUCCGGCCCUCCCUUAGAGCUUCCCUCAGAACUCCGGCUCUCCCUUAGAACUUCCCUCAGAACUCCGGCCCUCCCUUAGAACUUCCCUCAGAAAUCCGGCUCUCCCUUAGAACUUCCCUCAGAACUCUGGCUCUCCCUUAGAACCUCCCUCAGAACUCCGGCUCUCCCUUAGAACCUCCCUCAGAACUGUCGUUCUUAACCAUCUUUUUACGUGUGAUAUUACCCGCUACCAAGUCUGUGUUUGGUGUGUAAAUGAUGGUUAACCAUCAUCGCGGUUCAUCACCAUACACCAGGGCUACAGGCCAUUCGCCCACGAUCCCAUCUCAUCACGUGUGAUAUUUAUUCUCUUGUGUAUUAAAACCAAAAAAUAAGAAGUCCUGUUAUAAUUUUACUUUGAAAUGAAUGAUAAUUAGAAAACUUAAAUCUUGAUAUAAUUGUUCAUAAUGAUGACUUGUGUAAUAAAUUCAUAAGAACAGAACUAUCCGUCGCAUAAUAAUUGCUUGUAGUAAGCUAAGCAAGAACAUAUCUUCUUUCUCUAGUCUGUGUUCUGGUUAGGACGAUUAUCUGGCAUUAUGAGAAGAAAUUAGCUUAUCAUUAGCAUAUGAGAAGAAAUUAUGAU